ACUGGUUUUAGUCGUUUCUCCAACGGCAAAAAGUAUACUAAGUAGCAGUAAUCUGUACUCACAAUGUUGAAGAGAAAACCAUCCAAUGUAUCAGAGAAGGAGAAACAUCAGAAACCAAAGCGCAGCAGCAGUUUUGGGAAUUUUGAUCGUUUCCGGAAUAAUUCCAUUUCAAAGCCAGAUGAUUCAACCGAGGUACAUGGAGGGAAACCCAUAAAUGAAAAUGGAGAACAAAACAAAAAUUCAAAUAAUGCAGGAACUCUGGGUAAAAAAAUGAGAGCUAUUUCAUGGACAAUGAAGAAGAAAGUGGGGAAAAAGUACAUCAAAGCCCUUUCUGAGGAAAAGGAUGGGGAAGAUGGAGAGAAUGCCCCGCCAUGUCGGAACAGUGACCCCACGAUUGGGAUCCACACGGAGAAGGUCUCGCUCAGAGCCAGUGACUCCGAGGACAGUCUCUACAGUGGACAGAGCUCAUCAAGUGGCAUAACAAGUUGCUCUGAUGGCACAAGUAACAGGGACAGUUUUCGCUUAGAUGACGACAGCCCCUAUGCAGGACCGUUCUGCGGCCGGGCCAGAGUACACACAGAUUUCACUCCCAGUCCCUAUGACACAGACUCUCUCAAAAUCAAGAAAGGGGACAUCAUAGACAUUAUCUGCAAAACACCAAUGGGAAUAUGGACGGGAAUGUUGAACAAUAAAGUGGGAAACUUCAAGUUUAUUUAUGUGGAUGUCAUCUCAGAAGAGGAAGCAGCCCCUAAGAAAAUAAAGGCACGCCGAGCGGGUACGAAAGAAGAACCUGAGACUCUUCAGGAGUUCUUAGAGAAGAUUCACCUUCAGGAAUAUACCUCUACCCUUUUGCUUAAUGGAUAUGAGACUCUAGAAGAUUUAAAGGAUAUACAAGAGUGUCAUCUCAUUGAAUUAAACAUUGUAAACCCAGAAGACAGAAUGAGGUUACUAUCAGCUGCUGAAAACCUCGUCGAUGAAGAAAAUAUUGAAGAAGAAGAAGAAGAAAAUGAAUCUGCACCUCUAUCCUUAAGCCCAGGCAUAUCGUUAAAUAAGUCACAGUUAGAUAACUGCCCAAGGGACUCCGGUUGUUAUAUCUCAUCAGGAAAUUCAGAUAAUGGCAAAGAGGAUCUGGAGUCUGAAAAUCUGCCAGACAUGGUACAGAAGAUGACUAUCACAGAGUCAAGCGACUGAACACACACUCUCCACUCUGUAUCUCCAGAUGUGUUCUAGGUCUUCUUGUGCCAGCCAAUCAUCUGGAAAAGGAAAAGAGACAUUUGUAAAUACAACCCCAAGUUAAAAUGUUUUAAUCUGAAUUACUGUACAUAAAAUGUCACAUCUCAAACUUUCCCAGUAAGUAUAUAUAAAAUGUAUAUUUAUUUUAAAUACUAUGUUAAUAUUUCACUUACCUCUGUUAAAAAAAUUAACUAUGUAAGACUUUGCUAUGAAUGAGAUUUUCCUUGUUUGGCUUUCUUUCACAAGUUAAUGAAGAACUAUGAGGGAGAAAACUAUUUUUCCUACCUUCCGGGACUGACUUUGUGUAUCUUCUUAAAUGAAUGGUAAUAAAAGUUUUUUUUUUUUUCUUUUUUCUUUUUUGAGACGGGGUCUCA
Messenger RNA from Octodon degus (degu), 1607 nucleotides. RefSeq names its product SAM domain, SH3 domain and nuclear localization signals 1 (gene Samsn1). The record is from RefSeq and is a predicted model, not a curated record. The transcript has 8 exons. The coding region runs from base 64 to 1191 and encodes 375 amino acids. Lineage: Eukaryota; Metazoa; Chordata; Mammalia; Rodentia; Octodontidae. Gene Ontology annotation, molecular function: protein binding.